AUGUCCAGAAGAAGAGCGUACCCACAACCUCAGUACGCGGUCCAGCAGCCUCCAGCGGCUCAGCCUUCCUUCAACUCUUAUGGCGUGGACCAGGCUGCCCAGGGUUUCCAGAACUUGAAUCUUCAACAACCCCAACAACAGCAGCAGCAGCAACAGCCGCAGCAGCCUUCUCCAUACCCUGCCAAUGGCGCUGGUCAAGGCUAUCCGGGCCAGCAGGCUCCAGGAUAUGGCUACCAGGCUGAUCCUUAUAACCAGCCUCAGGCACAGCAGCCUCAACAGGCACAGUAUCCAAAUCAGUACCAGGCUCCAUACCAGAACCAAUACCAGGCCGGCUACCAGGCGCCAGACGCUUAUAGUCAGCCUAGCCAAGGACUGUACUAUGGCGGUGUGGGUGCUUCUGGUGCUACUGCUAGCGCUGCUGGCUCAUUGCCUUUGAAUCAGUUGUAUACGACCGACUUAUCCAAGGAAUUGCCUCCUUCCAUCUCUGAUUUGACUUUGCCUCCUCCACCAUUGAUUGUCCCUCCGUCUUCCACUAUCGUUCCUGGAUCUGAAACGGCAAACGCCUCGUCCGAGUACCUUCGUUCAACGUUGAACGUUAUUCCUGUCAACUCGUCCCUCUUGAAAAAAUCGAAAUUACCCUUGGCUCUCGUGGUGAGACCUUAUACCGCUUUGCAUGAGUCUGUUGAGAAUGCGCCCGUGACUAGAGAUACUAUCAUCUCUCGUUGUCGUCGUUGUAGAGGUUACAUUAACCCGUUCGUCUCGUGGACCGAGGGCGGUAAGCGUUGGAGAUGUAACUUCUGUGGCUUGCAGAACGACGUUCCCGCAGCUUUCGACUACGACGAGUUGUCCCAGAAAUCUCUCAACAGAUACGACCGUGUGGAAUUGAACAACUCUUGCGUGGAGUUCAUUGCUCCAAAGGAGUAUAUGGCAAGAGCUCCUCAGCCAAUCGUUUACACCUUCAUCAUCGAUGUCUCUGCUGAGGCUGUGGCUACUGGUAUGACUUCUACAGUGGCAAGGACCAUAUUGGAGAGCUUGGAUCGUAUUCCUAACAAUAACAAGACCGCUAGAAUUGCCAUUCUCGGUGUUGACUCCAACAUACACUUCUUCAGGUUCCGUGAGGGCUUGGACGAGGCUCCAGAAAUGUUGAUUGUUUCUGAUCUUGAUGAGCCUUUCUUGCCUUCCCCUGAAGGCUUGUUGAUCAACUUAGAUGAAAACAGAAAAGCGCUUGAAAAAAUGUUGAUGGAGUUCCCUAACUACUUUGAAGGUACCGCCAAUCCACACUUCGCUUUGGGUCCAGCUUUGAGAACUGGUCAUAGACUCACAAGCAACAUCGGUGGUAAGCUUGUUGUUUUCUCCUCCACCUUGCCAAACAUCGGUGAGGGUAAGUUGGCUCCUAGAGAUGAAUCUCAAUCUGGAAAGCCAAAGGAGUCACAAACCUUGUUAGUUGCUGCUGAUAAGUUCUACAAGUCGUUUGCCGUUGAAUGUAACUCUGCCCAGGUUACCAUCGACUUGUUCUUGACUGGCAGCAAAUACCAGGAUGUUGCAUCCUUGUCAAACUUGCCUCGCUUCACUGCUGGUCAAACUCAUUUCUAUCCAUCGUGGACCUGCAACAAGGAAGAAGAUGUCACAAAAUUAUCUAAGGAAAUCAGUGAGCAUUUGUCUAUGGAAAUUGCUUUGGAAGCUGUUUUAAGAGUGAGAUGCUCUACAGGCUUUAGAAUGAGCGGCUUCUUUGGUAAUUUCUUCAACAGAUCAUCCGAUUUGUGCUCGUUCCCAUCUUUCCCAAGAGAUCAGAGCUACGUAAUCGAGGUCUCUAUCGAAGAAACCGUCACAAAACCAGUUGUCUACUUCCAAGCUGCUGUUCUACAUACCACUUGUUACGGAGAAAGAAGAGUCAGAGUCAUCAACUUGGCUAUCCCAACCUCCAACAAAUUAGACGAUAUUUACGCUUCUGCUGAUCAGCUCGCAAUUACAAGCUACUUGACUCACAGAGCUAUCGAGAAAGCAUUGGGCGGUUCUUUGAACGACGGUAGAGACUUUUUGUUCAAGUCUGUGGUCGAUAUCUUGAAUGUCUACAGGAAAGAUUUGGUUCCAGGCAAUGUCACUGGAUCGUCCCCAUUACAGAUCUCGACAAACUUGAGAAUGUUGCCACUCUUGCUCUUUGCAUUGACCAAGAAUGUGGGUUUCAGAGAUGAGAGACUUCCUGCUGAUCAUAGAGCCAUUGCAUUAAACAACUUGGGCUCUCUCCCUCUCAACCAUUUGAUCAAAACCAUCUACCCUACUGUUUACGCCUUGCAUACCAUGCCUGACACAUGUGGUUUACCUGAAACAUAUAUUGAAACAGACCCUGAGACUGGUGAGGAACAUGAAAUUACUUCAUCCGAUAUUUUGAUGCCUGAGCCUCAGAACGCCACCAAGACUAACUGGGAGAACUACGGUUUGUACUUGAUCGACAACGGAAAUGAGCUUUUCUUGUGGGUUUCUGGUGAUGUUGUUCCAGAACUUGUUGCUGACUUGUUUGGCACGCAGAACUUAUACGAAGUUGUGGCUGGAAAAACAGAAUUACCUGAGUACUCGUAUGAAGAAUCUGAGUUCAACUACAAGGUUCGCCAAAUCAUUGGCAAACUCAGAGAACAAAGAGAUUCCAUUGUGUGGAAGAGCUUGUACGUCAUCAUUGGUAGCGGCACCAAUGAACCAAUGGAGAUUUCCCAGGAGCGUGGCUUGAAUGCUUUGAGAUUCUGGGUCUGGAGCAACUUGGUCGAGGACAAGUCUGCACACUCCAAGGGUUACAGAGACUUCCUUACGGACCUCAAGACCAAGAUCACUGCCUAA
Molecule: messenger RNA, 2829 nt
Organism: Candidozyma haemuli
Lineage: Eukaryota; Fungi; Ascomycota; Pichiomycetes; Serinales; Metschnikowiaceae
Gene: SEC24
Product: COPII subunit
Exons: 1
Coding region: 1-2829 (942 amino acids)
Biological process (GO): endoplasmic reticulum to Golgi vesicle-mediated transport; intracellular protein transport; COPII-coated vesicle cargo loading
Cellular component (GO): endoplasmic reticulum exit site; COPII vesicle coat
Molecular function (GO): SNARE binding; zinc ion binding
Source: RefSeq, a predicted model, not a curated record